Messenger RNA from Myiozetetes cayanensis, 2903 nucleotides. It is a transcript of the gene TWNK, whose product is annotated as twinkle mtDNA helicase. Bases 1 to 2004 code for a protein of 667 amino acids. Gene Ontology annotation, molecular function: ATP binding; 5'-3' DNA helicase activity; single-stranded DNA binding. The record is from RefSeq and is a predicted model, not a curated record. Gene Ontology annotation, cellular component: mitochondrion. Gene Ontology annotation, biological process: mitochondrial DNA replication. NCBI's taxonomy places the organism in Eukaryota, Metazoa, Chordata, Aves, Passeriformes, Tyrannidae. The transcript is spliced from 5 exons.
AUGGCUCUGGUGCCCCUGCGGCCCGGCAGAGCCGCCGGCCGCCUCCUGCCGCUGUUCUGCGGGGGGACCAGGAGCAAGGGAGCCUCCCUGAGCCCCGGGGUGCCGGGCCGCCUCGGCCAGCGGCGCUACAAGAAAGACGUGUUACCCUCCCCCGAGGGGCCCGCGCCCUCCGUCUCCAUCACCGAGAUCCGGCAGUACCUGCGGGCCCACGACAUCCCCUUCCACGACGGGUACAGCUGCCUGCACACCCCCAGCCUCUUCACCGCCGACCACGCGGACCAGCCAUCGCAGGCAGCCGCCAGUGCCCCGUACACGCUUUUCAUUGACAAGACCACGGGCAGCUUCCUGUGCACGGCCACCCUGGCCGAGGGCACCUGGCAGGACUUCCAGGCCAAUGUGGAGCUGUGGCACCGUGGCAUUCCCCCCGCCACCUCGGAGGAGAUGGAAGAGGACAUGCGACAGGCUAGCGAAGAUGCCCGCUGCAUCUGGGACCGGGCUCUGCCGCUCUGGGAGCUGCUGGAUGAGGAGGAGACCAACAAGACCAAGGCCAUGUUUGGUAUCUCCCUGGUGUCAAAUGCCACCCUGAAACGCUUCGGGGUGCGUUAUCUGAGGACUGCCAAAUCCCUGGUCUUUCCCUGGUUCAGCCCCCGCAAUGCAACCCUGAAGGGCCUGAAGCUUGUGAGGGUGGAGAAAAAGGGGAACACGGUAGCUUACCUAGAAGAGACUUUACCCCGCAUCGAUUCCUAUCACAAUCUUUUUGGGUUGCCCCUGAUCGGCUGUCGAGACACGGAGCUGGUCUUAACUGGGUGGGAGCUGGAUGCCUUGGCCUUGCACCAAGCUGCAGGGGUGGCCAGCCUGGCCCUGCCGCGGGGAACCACCUGCCUGCCUCCCGCCCUCCUCCCCUACCUGGAGCAGUUCAAGCGCAUCACCCUGUGGCUCGGUGAGGACCUGCGCUCCUGGGAAGCUGCCAAGCUCUUUGCCCGCAAGCUGAGCCUCAAGCGCUGCUCUCUGGUGCGCCCUGGGAACCUGCAGCCCCGGCCCUUGGAGGCUCUGAACCAGGGCCUGAACUUCACCAAGAUCCUGCGUGCUGCCCUGCCCGCCAGCCACAAAUCCAUCAUCUCCUUCCGGCAGCUGCGUGAGGAGGUGUUCGGGGAGCUAGCCAACACCGAGCAGGUGGCUGGCAUCAAGUGGAUGCGCUUCCCCGAGCUCAACAAACUCCUCAAAGGGCACCGCAGAGGGGAGCUUACUGUCUUCACAGGCCCAACGGGCAGUGGGAAGACCACCUUUAUCAGCGAGUAUGCGCUGGACCUGUGCAUGCAGGGAGUGUGCACGCUGUGGGGCAGCUUUGAGAUCAACAAUGUCCGCCUGGCCAAGAUCAUGCUGACACAGUUUGCGGGUCGACGCCUGGAGGACCAGCUGGAGCUGUACGAUGAGUGGGCCGAUCGCUUUGAGGAUCUCCCGCUCUACUUCAUGACCUUCCAUGGCCAGCAGAACAUCAAGACGGUGAUUGACACCAUGCAGCACGCUGUCUACAUGUACGACAUCACCCACGUCAUCAUCGACAACCUCCAGUUCAUGAUGGGACAGGACCACCUCUCUGUGGACAGGCUCAUUGCCCAGGACUACAUCGUUGGUGCCUUCCGCAAGUUUGCCACGGACAACAACUGCCACAUCACCCUGGUCAUCCAUCCCCGCAAAGAGGAUGACGAGAAGGAGCUGCAGACAGCCUCCAUCUUUGGCUCUGCCAAGGCCAGCCAGGAGGCUGACAACGUCCUCAUCCUGCAGGAGCGUAAGCUGACGACAGGGCCAGGGAAGCGCUUCCUGCAAGUGUCCAAGAAUCGCUUUGAUGGGGAUGUGGGCAUCUUCCCUCUGGAGUUCAGCAAGGCCUCACUCACUUUCUCAUCCUCCAAAAGCAAGUCCAGGCUGAAGAAGGUGAAGGAGGAGAAGGAGCUUUUAGCCAAGAAAGCUCUGGAGGGAGGCAUAGGAGCCUCCAAGAAGCCAUGAGCCCAUCAGGUCUCUUCCUCCGUUUGUCUGGAGGGAUGGGGGACUAGUGCUGACAGCACAGGGCUGGAGUAUGCCAGUCCCUCUCUCUGGGAGCAGCAGCCACAUGCCACUGUGGCCCCUCUUCCUGCAUGAACCAACCUCUUGGCCACAAGCACAGUGUCUCUGAGUACCACUGUGAGAGGAGGAGUGGGCUAAUCCUAGAAAAGAGUGAGCUGGGGAAGGUGCUUUGACAAACACUGGCUGCUCCAUGCUGGUGCUAAGUGCUGGGAGCAUGGUGGGAAUGGAGUCAGUCUAGGCUGGGUGAUGGUGGUGAUCACCUGUGGUCCAGGGACUUGGGUAUCUCUGGACUUGUGACGCGUCGUUACAUUGUGGCUAAAAUGGAGCUGAAAUCAUGAGUUGUUGCCAAGUGGGAGGGACUGAGUGGGGGCAGCUGUGUAGAGGGACACAUACUGGAAAAACCCCCGUCUUGAGUGGGGUUCUGAGGGCUCAGUCCUGGCUGGGAUGGAGUCAGCAUGGGAAAGAUGGUGACAUGUGGGAGAUUGUGGAUGGCUCUUGCCCUGGAACUGUGUGCUCAUGGUGGGAGUGGGUGCGAUGUGGCACUCUCCAGCUCUGCCCUCUUGGCUGGCACCCAACCUGACUCCCUUUGCUCAGGGUCUCCCAAGCCCUUUUCUCCGGGCAUCAUCAGCAAUAAAAUCUCGCAGGGAGCAGCCCUGCCUUGCUCUGCUGCGCUGGGGGAUCUGCCACCCCCCUGCCCUCUGGGCAGCAGGCAGCAAAUACUGUGACCUGGCCAGUCCUUGCCUUGGUAGGAUGAGUCCACAGCUGGAUCUUGGUCGAAUCCCUUCAAUUUUUUUUUCCCUUCCUAUUUUUAUUAAAGAAUAAACGCGAGUGCCUUUUCUGUC